This is a messenger RNA of Penicillium manginii, 201 nucleotides long. RefSeq lists its product as uncharacterized. The transcript has a single exon. Lineage: Eukaryota; Fungi; Ascomycota; Eurotiomycetes; Eurotiales; Aspergillaceae. The record is from RefSeq and is a predicted model, not a curated record. The coding region runs from base 1 to 201 and encodes 66 amino acids.
AUGAUCCAUGACGAACAAGAAGAUCUGAUGGCCGGAGGAUCUAGCUUGGCCAAUGGGAAUUCCGGACGGUUCAGGCGGCCACGAGGGAAGUGCGCCACGAGGGACAAGGAACAUAUUGGCCACUGGGGCCUUUGCGCAACUUUACCCAAAUGUGGUAAGUCGCUGGAGAGGGAACCCGCGGAGACCGCGGGAGCCGACUAA